This is a messenger RNA of Daucus carota subsp. sativus, 1383 nucleotides long. RefSeq lists its product as uncharacterized. The record is from RefSeq and is a predicted model, not a curated record. The coding region runs from base 120 to 1115 and encodes 331 amino acids. The transcript is spliced from 13 exons. NCBI's taxonomy places the organism in Eukaryota, Viridiplantae, Streptophyta, Magnoliopsida, Apiales, Apiaceae. Gene Ontology annotation, cellular component: chloroplast.
AAAACAGAACCACACUACAGUGCUCUCAUAGAAACCACCUGUUUUUAAGACCGUGCUGUCUGCUUGUUACCCUGCCAAUCCAUCCACUCGUAACACUAACUACCCGUCAUCACAAAAUCAUGGCCGGAGCUCUUAACUUUACUCCCUCACUCAUAUACCGCCCAAUUUUCAAAGCUAAAACUAAUACCUCUAUUAGUAGAAAUUCAUUUAGCAUAAGGUCGUCGUCAACACAAACACCAGUCACCUCCAAAGACGAGCCGCCCAAGACGACGACGUUCUCUCCCCCACCCAAUUUCAAACCUCCGGAACCAAAGGCCUUCUCAAUUAGACCUGAUAAGAUUUUCGAUAUUCUGGGAGCUUCUCUCGCUUUGUUUUUUCGCCUUGGCACCGGUGCUUUUGUUUCUGGGUAUUCAGCUUCAGUUGUUUCUAAAGACGAGGUUCCAUCUGAUCAGUAUGCACUCGGAGUUGCUGGUUAUAAAAUCAAGGAGACAUCAAAGCCAGGUCCUCGACCUGAGUUACCUAUUGAGUUAUAUGAAUUUGAAGGCUGUCCAUUUUGUCGAAAGGUGAGGGAGAUGGUUGCAGUAUUGGAUCUUGAUGUUUUAUAUUAUCCUUGCCCACAAAAUGGACCAAAUUUCCGCCCAAAGGCUAUACAGAUGGGUGGAAAGAGGCAAUUUCCCUACAUGGUUGAUCCAAACACAGGAGUUGCAAUGUACGAGUCAGAUGACAUAAUGAAGUAUCUGGCUGAAAAAUAUGGUGAUGGAAAUGUCCCUUUGUUGUUGUCACUUGGUCUUGUAACGACUUUGACAGCAGGCUUUGCUAUGAUCGGUCGAAUGGGAAAGGGAAGUUCAUACACCCCAUCAAGACUACCACCAAAACCUCUAGAACUAUGGGCGUAUGAGCCAUCCCCAUUUUGCAAAGUUGUGCGUGAGGUCCUCGUAGAGCUAGAGCUACCGCACAUUCUUCAUAGUUGUGCUCGUGGCAGCCCAAAGCGACAGUUAAUCUAUGAGAAAGCUGGACACUUCCAGGUACCCUAUCUGGAAGAUCCAAAUACCGGUAUCCAGAUGUUUGAAAGUGCAGAAAUUGUCGAGUAUAUUAAAGCGACUUAUGCACUUUGAGAAGCUAUGAGAAGGAAAUCAGAAGCCUUGUUCUGCAAAGGCUCGAGAAUUUUAUCUAUAUACCGUGCUUUUAUACCCAAAAAAUUGUAAUCCUUAUUCUGAUUGAAACUUAUGGGAUAAAAUGUCCUGCAAUUGGCAAAUAUUUGUUGUAUAGUAGAAAGAACAUUAAUUUCACAAAACCUAAAAUGUAAGAAAAUCUGUCAUCCACUAGUUAUAAGAGGUGACAAUUGUUUGCGAAGGUAAUUUAUAGUUUAUAGUUGAUCAUGUA